Molecule: messenger RNA, 372 nt
Organism: Phytophthora nicotianae INRA-310
Lineage: Eukaryota; Oomycota; Peronosporomycetes; Peronosporales; Peronosporaceae
Exons: 3
Coding region: 1-372 (123 amino acids)
Source: RefSeq, a predicted model, not a curated record
AUGGUGAUGUUUGACUUUGAACAAGUGCUCCACCUUGGAAGUCGUGACCAGUUCGAAAGUGCACACAUUGUCAGCUGCCUGUUCCACUGGAAGCACUUCUGGGACUACUUUGUGAAGACGCGGCGCGACACAUACGAUAUUUCGUGUUGGAAUAUCUCCGGGAUGAUGAAGGAGAAUCUCGAGAUAGUCAACAGGACUAACAAACCACUAGCGGCGUACAAUCGGAGGCUUCCAGACACCUUUGGAGCUCCACAUCCAAGCAUACUCAACUUUGUUGAUGUUCUAAACAAGAAGCCAAAAACUACCUCGACCAACUUGUCGACGUUCGACACCGCCGACAGCGACCCCCACAACAUGCAGCGCCAUGUAUAG